CCGCCAUAUUACUGCUUUUUCUUCCCAAAUAUGAUGAUGAUCAUCACGUUCCCACUGGGCAAGGAACAAUAAAAUGCCACAAUGCCACAAUGCCAAGAAGGGGCAGUGCUUUUUGCUACGCCGCAGCACGGGUGAUAUACACCACUCCUGACAACAAAGUCUGGGUCAAAUGUGCAAUUGACGUCGUUGUCUCCACCACCCCCCGGAAACAAAGCUCCGUGCAGCAUGGCCAUUUACGCAGCCCACUCCCUCGCACUCUGCAUCCCGGCAAUAUUCGCUACCGGCGAGGUCGCUUUAGGUCAGGUAUAGAACAUACCAAGAAGAAUGGAUGACUCGUUAUGGCUCCAUCCCAUCGUAUGCCCGUGCCGUCUGGUAUAACCCUGUGGGUAUCAUCGAGUCUAUUCUUAUUUUGUAUCCUCACCAUCACACUUUCUGCGGACACUAAUUAUCUGUUUGAUCGCCCAGUGCAUUCUGCCGUUUUCUCUUGCUUUAUUGCUGGAGUAAGCCUGCUGGGUUUGGCUAAAUUCGCACCCUAUAUAUUUGAUCACAAUCUAUCCCCCGAAAACAUUGACACCAUCUACUUACCGGAAGUCACCAAACAGCCAUUGUCUUGGUCGUAUCCUACCGGUUUCGCAUUUGCCAACGGAAAUGGAGGAGCGAAAGACUUCCGUGACUACAAACGUUGGGUUUUGCCCUUCGCGGUAUGCGUUUUGCUGAGUAUCAGGGUCGAAUUAUUUCGCCAAGCGGUUCUUAAUGACCAAUGCGCUUCGGCAAAAUAUGAAUAUGCCAUUCCUCUUCUUAUCUCAAUAUUCGAUUACAUCCGAAUCCUGUGGAAAAGCUGUUCUCACUUUGAGACUCCCAGAAGAAUCGCUAUUUCGAAAACGGGAUACCCGAUAAUAAACGGCAGCGUACUCUAUUUAGUAUCCGCAGCAAUUCUUACCCUGGCUGGAAUAGCAUCGUCCUCGAUAAUAAUCAAUCGUCGUUCCACCUACAUUUGCCCUACGUUCAACCAUGGAGCCUUCCACACGCAGAUCGUUAAACUUGCUUCUAUUUCGCUAGAUACUCUCUUUUUGAUUGGGGCGGCCGAAGUUGUUCACCGAAAACAAGGCAAAGAUUGGGCAAAGUCUACCCUUCAGUUUUCUGGGACUGUGCUACUUGGAGUUGUCGCGUUGUGGGUACUAGUUGGUAUUGCGGCAUAUCCAAUCCAGUCAGAAUAUCGAAGGUAUCUAGUAUUCGCGACACUGAAAUACUACCAUGUAGUCCUAUUUCAGGCUGUUCUAUUGACUCUGCUAUUCAUCACUUUCCUCAUCAUACUUCCUCGAUUUGGCCUACUUGACCUAUCUCUUUUCGUGUCAUUUUUGGUUCUCGGACUUACUUUAACACGUUCUAUGAUUGUUGAGAUUCCCCCCUUUAUUCAAAUUUCUAUUUCAACCGUUACAUUUAUCUUCUUCGCCCUAACUGUUGCAAGUUCCUUGUUUUUGAGUGCUAGUGCAAUAUUCGAGGUAGAGUCGAAAUUCACACAGACCAUGAAACUAUGGUCAUUUAAAAUGCUGCUAGUCCUUUGUGCAGGUGGCUUACUCUCGAUGCUCAUCCUGAAAAGCCAAUCACAAAUAUUACCAAUCGAUGUUCUCAUUAGAGAUGGCAAAUCCCGGCAUGAUCUAUAUUUAACGCAGGCCAAGGUUAGCCAAGAUUUAGAAGGCGCUAUUUUGGAGUACAAAAGGCGAUAUAAACAAUAUCCACCACCUGGGUUUGAUAAGUGGUAUGAAUUUGCGACUAGCAGAAACUCCCAGUUCAUCGACGACUUCGAUCAGAUAUUUUCUAACCUACUACCAUUUCGAGCAAUUUCUCCACGCAACUUACGACAACUGACACAUCGAAUUGCAACCAAUCCAUCCAGCGAUGUUGGUGCAAUUCGUAUUAGAAAUGGAUCUGCGCGCAAUCAAGAAGGCAUAAAACCUACUCAUGCGUGGAUGAUUAAUGCGGCAGUGCAUAUGAUAAAUGGAUUUGCUGAGCAUCUUCCUGACAUGGACAUCUUGCUCAAUCUCAAUGAUGAACCUCGAAUCGCUGUCCCGUACGACGUAAUGUCAGACUUGAGAAUUUUAGCUGAGCCUAUCGGCCUCACUGAGUCCCCUAUCACCAACAACUGGUCUGAAAAUCGAGAUUCCGAGUGGGAUCCGAUAGAGCCUGCGGAUAUGACACGCGGCACCCUCUUCACUGACUAUGCCAUAUCCAAUAUCUGGGAUAUAGCCAAUCAGAUCUGCCCACCGUCAUCAAAGUCCAGAUCUACACGUGCUUGGAGUCAUCACGAUCUAUGCCUAGAUUGUCUCAAACCACAUUCUCUAGAACAAUUUGUGUCGGACUGGGAGCUUGCAGGUGAUAUUUGUCACCAGCCUGAUCUAGGGCAUCUGCAUGGGUUUUUUAUAGGCCCUGCUUCUUGGAAGAUGUCACAACAACUUCUUCCUCUUUUCAGCCAGAGCAGUAUACGGGGCUUUGGGGACAUCAUGUUUCCGAGUCCGUGGAACUAUAUUGAUAAAGUUAAAUAUGAGCCAUCAUUUGAAUAUCCAGACGCGCCUUAUCUGGAAAAGAAAAACGCCUUGUUUUGGAUUGGGUCUACUUCGGAAGGUAUCAGCGUCGAUGGUGAAUGGCAGGGAAUGACACGUCAACGAUUUACACACCUCGUGAACAACAACACUGCAAACCCUGUAACAAUAUUAACUCAUCCAGGGUCCGAUAAAAAGGGUUACAAAUACCAGGUGCAAGACGGGAGCGCGCCGGGAGAGAGACUUGGCCUCCAAGCUAACGUCCACCUUUCCGACGUCGUUCGAUGCGACGACUGCCAGGCCCAAAGAAAAGAAUUAGGUGGAAGUGGCGCAGCAGAACUUAUCGAUUUCCAGGGCCACUGGCAGUACCGAUACCUAUUUGAUAUGGACGGAGCGGGGUUCAGUGGCCGUUUCCAUGCAUUUCUGCAGAGUCAUAGUCUGCCAUUCAAAACGGGGCUGUUUAGACAAUGGUUUGACUCGCGGCUUACUCCCUGGCGACAUUUUGUGCCUCAGGAUAUACGGCUACAUGACUUUUGGUCUACACUGGCUUAUUUUGCAGGGAUCAGUAUUACUCAAGACACAUCCGGUGGGCCGAAGAAGGUCGUUUUGAUGGAGGCACAUGACAAUGAAGGCUCGUAUAUCGCGGAGCAAGGCCGGGAGUGGGCACAAAGAAGUCUGCGAAAGGAAGACAUGGAAAUAUACUUUUUCAGGCUCUUGCUUGAGUGGGGACGUUUGACGGAUGAUCAAAGGGAUCAAUUAGGAUUUCAACUAUAAUCUAUACUUAGAACUUGUUACUAGAUUCCGCUUGUCAUAAUUCUUGAACGCCGAGUGCUGACCUGACUGGUGUUUUGUUCCAAUGCAUUUAAUUCAAUAAUUUAAUAAUUUAAUUCUAAUAUGUAGCCUAGAUUGAAAGUAAAAUUGAACUUUUGAAUCUAUCAAUUCUAGUAACGCGUCAAAUAGAUGGUAUC
Molecule: messenger RNA, 3508 nt
Organism: Talaromyces proteolyticus
Lineage: Eukaryota; Fungi; Ascomycota; Eurotiomycetes; Eurotiales; Trichocomaceae
Exons: 7
Coding region: 339-3314 (991 amino acids)
Source: RefSeq, a predicted model, not a curated record